AUGAUCUCCUUGCCACCUCUUACCUCUGAUAUUAAUGUCAAUGUCAACACUUCUGCUUCAAAGGCUGCGUCGGUCCGUCGUCCUGUCGAGCCAGUGGGUAGAUUCUUCAUGCACCACGCCCAGAGAACUUUGAGAAACCACACUUGGUCCGAGUUCGAAAAAAUCCAGGCCAGUCAAAACGUACAGAGAGUUGACGAGUCUGUAGACCCAGAUGAGGAAUUGUUGGACGAUGAGCUGGCCGACGAAAGCCUCUUGGAGCACGACCCUAGAGACUGGAAGACUGCAGACCUUUAUGCGGCAAUGGGUCUAUCUAAGCUUCGUCACAAGGCCACCGACGCCCAGGUCAUCAAGGCCCACAGAAAGCAAGUGCUGAAGCACCACCCAGACAAGAAGUCUGCGUCUGGCGGUUUGGAGCAAGAUGGGUUCUUCAAGAUCAUCCAGAAGGCGUACGAAACCUUGACUGACCCUACCAAGAGAAAGCAGUACGACUCUUGUGAUUACAACGCGGAUGUUGAGCCACCUAAGAAGGGCAGCAAAUACGACUUUUUCGAAGCCUGGGGUCCUGUUUUCGAGGCUGAGUCUCGUUUCUCCAAAAAGCAGCCUGUUGUCCUUUUGGGCGGCCCAGACGCGUCCAAGGCCGACGUCGAAAAGUUCUACAAUUUCUGGCAUAGAUUUGACUCUUGGAGAACUUUCGAGUUCGCCGACGAGGAAGUUCCAGAUGACUCCUCUAACAGAGACCACAAGCGUUACAUUGAGAGAAAGAACAAGGCUGCCAGAGACAAAAAGAAGACCGCAGACAACGCCCGCCUUGCUAAGCUGGUAGAGAGGGCUAGCAACGAGGACCCACGUAUCAAGCAGUUCAAGGAGGCCGAGAAGAAGGAGAAGGAGAAGAAAAAAUGGGAAAGAGAGGCCGGCGCUAGAGCCGAGGCCGAAGCGAAGGCUAAGGCUGAGGCUGAGGCCAAGGCCAAGGCUGAGGCUGAGGCUGCUGCUGCUGCCGGCGCCAAGGUUGACAAGAAAAAGGCCAAGGAAGCUGCUAAAGCUGCCAAGAAGAAGAACAAGAGAGCCGUUCGUAACGCGCCCAAGGACGCUGAUUACUUUGGCGACGCUGAGAAGGCCGCUGCCAUUGACGAACAAACUGGCCUCAUUGUCGACAGCGUCGACGACGAACAACUGGUUCAGCUCGCGGAGAAGGUCAAGGCUGACGCGAAAGCGGGUUUGGCUGAGUUUGCUAAGGUCUUGUCUGACUCUGGCAAAUUGCCUGCUUCUCUGCUCUCUUACUUCCUUUAA
Messenger RNA from Lachancea thermotolerans CBS 6340, 1287 nucleotides. RefSeq names its product zuotin (gene ZUO1). Gene Ontology annotation, biological process: 'de novo' cotranslational protein folding; regulation of translational fidelity. The record is from RefSeq and is a predicted model, not a curated record. Gene Ontology annotation, cellular component: cytosol. The transcript has a single exon. Gene Ontology annotation, molecular function: Hsp70 protein binding; ribosome binding. Bases 1 to 1287 code for a protein of 428 amino acids. Lineage: Eukaryota; Fungi; Ascomycota; Saccharomycetes; Saccharomycetales; Saccharomycetaceae.